Anopheles aquasalis is the source of this 4227-nucleotide messenger RNA. RefSeq lists its product as uncharacterized. Gene Ontology annotation, molecular function: iron ion binding; heme binding; monooxygenase activity. Lineage: Eukaryota; Metazoa; Arthropoda; Insecta; Diptera; Culicidae. The record is from RefSeq and is a predicted model, not a curated record.
AUGGUCACCGUGGUGUUGAUUGCGUGCGGCGUACUGGCGCUGUACGUGUAUUGCCGGGUUAAGUUUCGGUUCGCGGAUAACAUCCCGUGCGUUGAACCGUUGCGCCCGUUCUUCGGCAAUGGGCUCGAGUUUGCCCAGAAGAACUCGUACGACAUAUUCCGCAACAUUGCGCACGCGUUUAGCCAGAACAAGCGCAUCUUUAAGAUCUGCUUCGGUCCCAUCCCCGUCAUCUGCCCGACGCAUCCGGAUCUGAUACAGAAGAUCAUGAACGAUCCCGCCACCAUGGACAAACCGUUCGUGUACAACUUUAUGCGCGUGGACAAGGGUUUGCUCACGGCGGAGUACGACACGUGGCGUGUGGCACGGAAGGCGCUCAACCCCACGUUCAAUACGCGCAUCCUGAACAGCUUCAUACCGAUCUUUACCGAUUGCGUGUCCAAGAUGAUCGCCAACAUGCGGACACACGCCGGCGGUGACGGGAAGCCGGUCAACGUGCUCGAAUUUACCUCUCCCUGCACGCUGGAAAUGAUCUGCCGGACCUCGCUGGGUGGAUCGGUGCUGGAGCGCGAAGGCAAGCAGGAAUUCGUCGAGGGACUGGAAUCUAUCCUUCACAACGUCGGCCUUCGCAUGUUCAACGCAAACCUCUAUCCGGACUUUGUGUACAACUUCACGCGGUUCUACAAGAAGGAAAUGGCGUCCCGCAAGAUAUGCUACGCAUUCACGAACAAGGUGAUCGAAGAGAAGCGGGCCGAAUUCGAGAAAAAGCUGCGCGGCAUGGUCGACAGCAAUAACAACAGUGUGGUGGCCAACAGUGACGAAAAUGGCAACGUCGUCUUCGACCAUGAAGAAGAAGACGAUCUGCUGAACUACAAGAAGCCGCAGAUCUUUGUCGACCAGCUGCUCACCGUACCGAACGAUGGUAAACCGUUUACGCACGAGGAGAUCUCUGACCAGAUCUACACCAUGAUAGCGGCGGGUAACGAAACGUCGGCAACCCAAGCGGCCCACGCCGCUAUACUGCUUGCCAUGCAUCCGGAGAUACAGGACCGAGCGGCGGCCGAGGUGCGCGAAGUGUUGACCGAUUUUGACGGAGAGUACACGCACGAAACGCUCAAGCGGAUGGUGUAUCUCGAGCGGGUCAUCAAGGAAUCGCAGCGCCUGUGUCCGGUGGCGGGCGUUUACGCUCGUAGGACGGUCGCACCGAUCCAGCUGGACGAGUUCCUCAUUCCCAAGGGUUUCAUCCUGCUACUGAACGUGUUCGCGCUACACCGCAACAAAGAGUUCUGGGGCCCGGACGCCGAUCGGUUCGAUCCGGACCGCUUUCUACCGGAGCGCACCAAGCAGCGCCACCCGUACGCUUAUCUGCCGUUCAGUGGUGGACCGCGCGGUUGCAUCGGUAGCCGAUACGCCAUGAUGAGUCUGAAGGUCAUACUAUCGCAAAUGCUGGCCAACUUUCGGCUCACCACCGACAUACCGUACGAGAAGAUGGAUUUUAAGUUCAAGGUCUCGAUACAUCUGGCCUUUGAGCAUCGAGUGAAACUGGAGCCACGAAUCAUAAUCGCCAUCGUAUUGUUAUCCUGCUGUUUGAUCAGAAGCAACGCUACCAUUUCACCGCAAGUGAUCGCCACGCAGCAGGCCCUGUACGGUGAGCUGCAGCUACUGGAACAGAGUCCACUGCAUUCCGAGCUUUCGUUACCAUCCGAUGAAAAACCACGGCAGCGAACCAGCGAAGAGCUACGGUUUGUCUUUCGAGAGUUUGAGCGACAGAACCAGGAAAGUCUCACGAUCAUCCUGCAAGUGCUGGCCCUAGUGGAUCAAACGCUCGAGAACACGAUCCUCGCGGAUUGUGCGAAAAUCUUCGAACUUUCGUCGCUGGAGCGGAACAACGUUAUCUUCCGACAGGUUACGCGGCCGCUGCUGGUGCAGGUAGAGCGGCUCUGUCAGCUGUUGGCUACCGAGCGGCUCGACCAGCUCGAAUCAACCAUGGAGCGAGUCGAACAGGAAGCGAGCAUCUAUAGGAAACGAUAUGAUCAGACACAACAGUACAUGCGGUACAUUAGGAACUGGCUAGACGAUCGGGAACCGGCCGGAACGCGUCGGUUUGAGCAGCGUGUCGAUGAGUUGUACUCCCGGUGGUUGCAAGCGAACGUUACCGUACAGCGUGAGGUUCGGAUCGCAAUCGAUCUCGCCAUCGGAAGCCUAAGCCACGCAAUCGAAGAGUCACACGGUGUCAACCGUUCUAACCGGGAGGAGGAUCCCACCUUCCGCUCCAUUAUCGAUCACUUUGCAUUACACUUCGAGAAUGAAACCAGCGAGCUAGCAGCCGGUCUGCUAGAGCUGCUCGAUGAGUGGUUAGACCAAACGGAAGAGCUGAUUGGUGCUGUGUCGGAGGAGCUGACGGGUAUACUUGAUGGGAUAGUUGAGAUUCCAGUGGCGGCCUUUCUGCGAGGGGAAACGACGUUCGGCUGUCUGGCCGAGUACGCUGGCUAUGGUAGUGUGAACAGUGUCGUGGUGGAGGUGGAGAACAUAUACGAUUGCUUCAGCGGUGAAGGGGAUGUGCUGAGUUCUCUUGCAACAGCGAAGAGCUUGCUGGAGCUUACCGAACGCGAAGUGCGGGUCUUGUUGCAGGGCCUAGCGCACUGCACCGCGAGACGAUCACCUUCGGAAAUGGAUGCGUUCGUUGCAAGCGUUCUCACCAAUUGUUCCGAUGCGAAACAGACAGUGAAUGCGUUCAGCAUGUACUUCGUGCUAGUGACCGUGGUUGUGAUACUGCUGCUCGUCCGGUACUGGACGAAAGUGGCCCAACGUGCUUUGCAGGAUAUUGACGGACCAAAGGCAUAUCCGGUUAUAGGAUCCGCUCAUCUGCUGCUCGGUUCCGAGGAGCGUACGUUCAGUGUCAUAUGUGCGCUCUAUCGUAAAUAUGAUAAAAUCUUUCAAAUUAAGCUCGGUCCCAAGAUCUUUCUCGGUUUGUCCGAUCCCGAGCUCAUCCAAGAAGCGCUUCACUCACCUUCCUGUCAAAAUAAGGCUUUCUUUUAUCGGUUUCUGGAGGUGGAUUAUGGGCUAGUAUCGUCACGUUAUGUUGACUGGAAGGUGUACCGGAAGAUGCUGAAUCCUGCCUUCAAUCAGCGCAUCCUGAUCAGCUUCAUAUCGAUCUUUAGUCAGGCUGCAGAAAGGAUGGUCAAGCGGAUGGCAGACGAAGAGAAGCAGGGUCGCGUUUUCGACGUUCUUCAUUACACAACCCAGUGCACGCUGGAAAUGGUGUGCGCCAGCUCGCUCAAGAGUGAUAUCAUGGAUGAUCCAAAGACGAUGGGAAUGUGUUCGGAUUUCGAGAAACUCAUCACCAUCAUGGGCAGUCGCGUGUUCAACGUUCUGCUCCAUAGUGAUCUGCUGUUCUCAUUAACGCCCAGUUACUGGGAGAUGCAAAAGCUAAACCAGCGAAUAAGCAAGACCUUUUCACCGAUUUUUUUAAACCGUCGAGCAGAGCUGCAACAGCAACGUGCCAAACUGGAAGAUGCGUGCGACGAUUACCGUAAACCGAUGGUCUUUUUGGACCAACUAUUAAACAUGCAACGGAAUAAUGCUGAACUUUCGAUAGAGGAGAUUGAGUGCCAUAUUUACACAUUGCUUGGAGCAGGAACGGAAACAACCGCCAGUCAGGUGGCGUACAUUCUACUGCUACUGGCGAUGCAUCCGGAAGUGCAGGAACGUGUUUGGGAGGAAAUUCGGCUCGUGUACGAUACGGGCGCACAGGAGAUAACGUAUGAAACCCUUACUCGGCAGCCCUAUCUCGAGCAGGUGAUCAAGGAGACUAUGCGAGUGUUCCCGGUGGCACCAGUGAUAGGAAGGGAAACUACCGAGCCAAUGUCGCUCGGUGGUUAUACAGUUCCCGCGGGGGUAACACUUCUUAUUAACAUCUUCCAUGUGCAUCGCCGAAAGGAUUUAUGGGGAGAUGGGGCCGAUUUGUUCGAUCCCGAUCGGUUCGAUCCUCUAAUAUACGAUGCACAAAAGCGACAUCCUUGUAGCUUCUUCCCGUUUGGCGGAGGACCGCGUAAUUGCAUUGGUUACCGGUAUGGUAUGUUCGCGAUGAAGACCAUUGCCACGCAGGUGCUACGCAGAUACAAACUGAGCACGCCAUUAACGCUCAACAGUGUGCUACGAUUGUCAUUCGCCGUAACGCUGAAGCUGGGCGUGGGCCAUAUGAUCAAGAUCGAGCCAAGGCACACAUGA